AUGCCUGGUGCUGGGCUCUGCCACUGCUGGAGCAGCCGGGUUCUGCCCCUGCUCCUGGUCUAUGUUUGCUAUCUGCUGCUUGGUGCCACCAUCUUCCAGCUGCUUGAGAAGCAGGCAGAGGCUCAGUCUAGGAACCAGUUUCAGAUGGAGAAGCUGCGCUUCCUGGAGAACUACACCUGCCUGGACCAGAGGGCCCUGGAGCAAUUUGUGCAGGUCAUCAUGGAAGCAUGGGUGAAGGGUGUUAACCCGAAAGGCAACUCCACCAACCCCAGCAACUGGGACUUUGGGAGCAGUUUCUUCUUUGCAGGCACGAUCGUCACUACCAUAGGAUAUGGGAAUCUGGCGCCCAGCACAGAGGCAGGUCAGGUCUUCUGUGUUUUCUACGCCCUGGUCGGCAUCCCACUCAACAUGGUCUUCCUCAACCACCUGGGCACAGGACUACGAACCCAUCUGGCUGCUCUCGAGAGGUGGGAGGAUCCACCCAGGCGCCCGCAGCUCCUGCAGGUCCUAGGCCUGGCUCUGUUCCUGACCCUGGGCACGCUGGUCAUUCUCAUCCUCCCGCCCAUAGUCUUCAGUCACGUCGAGGGCUGGGACUUCGGUGAGGGCUUCUACUUUGCCUUCGUCACUCUCAGCACCAUCGGCUUUGGGGACUACGUUGUCGGCACGGACCCCAACAAGCACUACAUCUCGGUGUAUCGGAGCCUGGCGGCCAUCUGGAUCCUCCUGGGCCUCUCCUGGCUGGCGGUCCUCCUCUCAGCAGGCCCCCUGCUUCUGCGCAGGUGCUCUCAGCGAUGGCUGCUUGGCAGGGCCCUCAAUGAAGGGGACGCUCUUGGGACUGCUGGACUCCCCAGACCUCAGAAGACCUCCAUCUCUGCCUGA
Molecule: messenger RNA, 879 nt
Organism: Elephantulus edwardii (Cape elephant shrew)
Lineage: Eukaryota; Metazoa; Chordata; Mammalia; Macroscelidea; Macroscelididae
Gene: KCNK16
Product: potassium channel, subfamily K, member 16
Exons: 5
Coding region: 1-879 (292 amino acids)
Biological process (GO): potassium ion transmembrane transport; stabilization of membrane potential
Cellular component (GO): membrane
Molecular function (GO): potassium ion leak channel activity
Source: RefSeq, a predicted model, not a curated record